GCUGGCAUUAUAGGUGUGAGCCACCACCACCACACCUGGCCUCCCACAGAGGAUUUUCUAGAAGAUAAUGUGCUCUUCGGAAGGCUCAAGGAUCUCAGCUGGCAGAUUGAGUUCUUACUAUGCAUCAACAAAUUGGCACUUGGGUUCAUAUGAAAGUCUUGUGAACUUGGUAAUUGUGUGUCUAUUGAUAAGAAUGCUCUCCUCGUACCAUUGAUUCCCUCUACAACUGUGCUGCAAGCACAGUCAUCUGCUUUCACUUCUUUGAACAUGCCAACUUCUUUCCUACCUCAGGGCCUUUGCAUGUACUGUUCGCCUCUGCUUGGAAUGUUCUUUCCUCCUUCUCAUCCAUUAGAGUGGCAGCAGCACUUUAGAAUAAUCAGAGGGGUUUAAAAUAAUAUUGACGUCCGGUCCCCACCCAGCCCAAUUAAACUCAAAUCUUUGAGUGUGGGGCCGAUGCACUGAUAAAAUAAAAUAAAAGGCAUGGAGUUGAUUUUAUCCUUAUGGCCGGCAGGUGUUUUGACCAAGCUAUCACUGUGAGCGGUAGCAUCAACAGUUACUCAGGGAUUCGGGGCACAGGGGGGUGUGACCACAUCACGAAAGUUCCAUUUGUUGGGUUAGGCGUUUAGCCAUAACUUAAGUAGUUGCAGAUGGUCUCUACACCUGGAUUGCCCAUUAGGACAAAACAAGUAAACUUGUGUUUUUAGGCAAAUAAUGAAACUCUGAGGAGUCUGAAAAAGCAACUCAUCGCCAGGUACCUCCCAGCCCAGGUGCCCAUCCACACAGGGGUGAACGCACGGCGGGGGCUGCUUGAACUCUUACUAAGCCUGUUCUUUGCAAAAUAUUAUUUGAUAGUUUUUAAUGCAGCAAAGCAAGGCAGACAACCCACCUCCUGUUUUCCCCGAGCUGAUGUGAGGGAAGUUCUAAGGUGCUGUUUCCUAAGCCCAGAUUAACCAAGACGGAUCAGUGGCAUGGACUUUUUUUUUUUGUAAUUUUACUUCCAUGAGGAAUCAUUUGGACUCUUCGGUCUUCCAUUCUUCAGUUUUACGUAGGGCUUUGCUGGAGGAAAAUGGGGCGAAGCGGGAGAGAAAUACAGUCUCGGAGUGGGGUGGGAGAUAAAUUCAACGCAAACCCAGCGGUGCAGCAAAGGCCUUAUUCUGCCUCUGAUCUGGGGAAGUUUCAUAUUCUAAUGGAGAGAAACGCACGUGCACACACACCCCCCUAAACCCACACAAAUGAAACCCCCUCUGCGGAGAAGCCGGCUACAGGAAACUGACUUAGGCACAGGAACUUGCUAAUCUCUGUUGUCACAUUCGGAUUGCUCCUGCUGCCUCACGCACACUAAACCCAGCCAUCUUGGGGUGGACUCCCUGCCAGCCCAACUCUUGUAUUUUUAGUUCUUCUAGUGUAAACCAGUUAAUGUUCUCGGGAGCGAGGGAGAGGUUAAUCCUAGGAGGAAAUCAACCACAGUGAAAAGGCUUGGGCCGCUUUUGUUUUCACAUCCUUUUGCUGAACAAAUUUGAUUUCCGGAGUCAGUCAUUUUACUGUCAAGAAAUUCCUUCGGCGUUCUGCAACAGUUUCCAAGGUGGCUAGAUCCAUCAGAAGCUGAAGCUGUGGAGAACGCUCUCAGGGGCCUUUGCCACUUCUUGGAGUAGAAGCCGACAGAGACCUGUUUGGAAACGUCUCCUUCACACACCAGUUGAAGACUAGGCUUUGGAGGUUUUCAAAGUAGACGGUGCUUGGAUGGGCGGCGAGAAGUAACAUUCUGCAAAUCACCGUCAGAGGUCCUGAGGACACAGACCUACCUGGCUUGCCUUCCCCUCGCUGAAUGGCGUGUGCUGCAGCCGCCCACUGAGGGCUCUUUUCCCUGGGAUUCUGGACUUGCGAGUAGGACAGCAGGCUGGGAAGAUGCUGAGUUCCAUCAAGUGCGUGUUGGUGGGCGACUCUGCUGUGGGGAAGACCUCUCUGUUGGUGCGCUUCACCUCUGAGACCUUCCCGGAGGCCUACAAGCCCACAGUGUACGAGAACACGGGGGUGGACGUCUUCAUGGAUGGCAUCCAGAUCAGCCUGGGCCUCUGGGACACAGCCGGCAAUGACGCCUUCAGAAGCAUCCGGCCCCUGUCCUACCAGCAGGCAGACGUGGUGCUGAUGUGCUACUCUGUGGCCAACCAUAACUCAUUCCUGAACUUGAAGAACAAGUGGAUUGGUGAAAUCAGGAGCAACUUGCCCUGUACCCCUGUGCUGGUGGUGGCCACCCAGACUGACCAGCGGGAGAUGGGGCCCCACAGGGCCUCCUGCAUCAAUGCCAUGGAAGGGAAGAAACUGGCCCAGGAUGUCAGAGCCAAGGGUUACCUGGAGUGCUCAGCCCUUAGCAACCGGGGGGUACAGCAGGUGUUUGAGUGCGCGGUCCGAACUGCCGUCAACCAGGCCAGGAGACGAAACAGAAGGAGACUCUUCUCCAUCAAUGAGUGCAAGAUCUUCUAAACCCCAAGAGGCUUCACACAACACUUAUGGAAAUGGUGAUGAUGAGAGCUUGGCAGUCUUCCUACAGGAGCUUCCUUCUGUCAUUCUUCCGAUAAUAAAGUCUCAGGUAAUUCACAUCCCACUGUCCUGGCUGCUCUCUGCUUGCUGCCCCCAUGUCCUCAUUUCCAUCUUCCACCUUUCCCUGCCCUCCUCUGGGCCUGGGAGGUUAAGCCUGUGGACUGAAUCACCUGGAUCUCUUCCUGCCUGUCUUCCACUUGAGUUCAACCAGUAGGACACUCUGGCAGGAAAUCAGAGGGUAGGAGGGGAGAACAGCUGGGUGUUUUAUCCCUAUACAUUUCCGGCUUUGGCGCUACUUAUUUGGCAACAGUCAUGAGUCCCUCCGUGGCUCCAGCUUCUACUGGGAAGCUUCUCUUCCAUGAUUCCAGCUUCCACUGGGCCCUAGGGUGGUGCUUCCUCUCCUCGCCUUCAGCCCUAUGCGGGGUAAUGGCUUCCUGCUGGUCCUCAUCUUUGGAUGCAGCAGCAUCCUUGAUGUGGUCCCUUGACCCUGACCUAAGUAGUGAUUUCAUUCAAGUCUCUUCAUUCGAACUACCUGGAAUAAAUUUCAUUUCCUGUAGAACUCUGAGUGAUGCACUCAUUAGUUAUCUACAUAGUCUGUCAUUAAAUGAUUACUCAAAUCCCUACUGAAAGAUAUGAGUUGGAGGUCUGGGCAGUUGGGUUUUCCUGAGCCUCAAAACCUAGGAAAUACCACUCAAUAUCUAUUUGCUUGGAAGAAAAAGGAGGAGGUUGGUUAAUUCUAAUCUGAAUGAACAAAAGAAUAGUUCUGGGAUAGCAGCAUUCAAAUAUUGUGGAUCUUCUAACAAUAUAUUUAUAUUCAAGAAGCUCUGCUAUUAUCCAUAAUAUAUAAAGAAUAACCAUAAAUCAAUAAGAAAAACAGCCCAGUUUUAAACCAGAUACUUCCCAGAAGAAAAAAUAUACAUGACCAAUAAACACUAGAAAAGGUGCUUCAUUUCAUAUGUACUCAGGGGAAUGAAAACAAAACCCACCCAUAAAAUAUCAUUUUCAAACCACCAUAUUGGAAAGAGAAUUUAAAAAUAUGACAUUGGCUGGGCAUGGUGGCUCAUGCCUAUAAUCCCAGCACUUUGGGAGGCUGAGACUGCCCAACA
Macaca mulatta (Rhesus monkey) is the source of this 3644-nucleotide messenger RNA. It is a transcript of the gene RHOH, whose product is annotated as ras homolog family member H. Gene Ontology annotation, molecular function: GTPase activity; GTP binding. Lineage: Eukaryota; Metazoa; Chordata; Mammalia; Primates; Cercopithecidae. The record is from RefSeq and is a predicted model, not a curated record. Gene Ontology annotation, biological process: small GTPase-mediated signal transduction.